AUGCACGUCUGGCUAUCGCCGGCUCGGGACUGGCGAGCAGUGGCCUGUCGCUGGGACUCGCAGCGUCUCCCGAGGACCAGUCAGAGCGAGGCGCACAUCCAAACGGCCUCGCGUUGCUGGUCUGCCCGCAGGUCGACGGGCUCCACUGCGGAGGGACGGAAUGUCAGUCCCGCCCCGUCCAGCAAUGUGGCGAAGGCAGCAUCUCUCAACAUCUCUCGGCCCACGGCCCACGGCACCCGCAGGGGUCGUUUGCAACUGUCUGGCCAUCCUGAAUGCUGUCCAUGUAGGCCCACACCGGACGCCGUGGGAAAGAUGAAGAAGGACUCGGGCAGUGCGGAAGACUCGUUCCGCCAGAGACGUUCAACCUUCCAAACGCGGGGAAGCACCCCCGAACUUCCGAAUUGGGUGGGGCCGCGUCAAUUAAUGUUGUGA
Penicillium daleae is the source of this 432-nucleotide messenger RNA. RefSeq lists its product as uncharacterized. The record is from RefSeq and is a predicted model, not a curated record. The transcript has a single exon. The coding region runs from base 1 to 432 and encodes 143 amino acids. Lineage: Eukaryota; Fungi; Ascomycota; Eurotiomycetes; Eurotiales; Aspergillaceae.